AUGGAACAGCAGUCUGACAUUAUUAAAGAAAUUAUCGCGUUGAAGGAUAAAUUCAAUUCAGACGAACAGAUAGAAGCCUUCAAAGAAGUUGCUGAAAAUGUUCGUAAGUUUGAAGAAAUAACGACCCAGAAAAGUGAAGAGCUCAGGAAAGAACUAAGAAUGUUGAACAGAAAAUUAACAACAAUCAAAGCCGGCGCGAAAAAAUCAACCGAUCAAAAUGAUCCUAAUUUUAAUGAUCUUAUAGCCAAACAUGAGCGUGAAAAAUUUGAAUUAGAUGAAUUAAACGCUCAAUUAGAAAUGGAAGAAAAAUAUCCUUUUGAAUCUUAUUCAUUAUGUAAAGAACUAGAAGAAUUAGAGAAUAUGAGCGUUGAAGACGAGACACUACCAAAAGAUGAUAAUAUUUCGCUUCAACUUCACUUAUACCGUAAGUUGGGUAUUCAAUUCAUUGAGGACGAGAAUACUCACGAAUUAAAAGCAAGAAUAGAAUCCCCUGAUGGUAAUGACAUUCAUACUGUGGUGAUCGAUGAUAGACAUUCACAAUAUUUUAUGACUAAUCAUUUAUGGGAAUUAACUACUGGUUCUUCUUAA
Molecule: messenger RNA, 588 nt
Organism: Rhizophagus irregularis DAOM 181602=DAOM 197198
Lineage: Eukaryota; Fungi; Glomeromycota; Glomeromycetes; Glomerales; Glomeraceae
Source: RefSeq, a predicted model, not a curated record